Molecule: messenger RNA, 969 nt
Organism: Cetraspora pellucida
Lineage: Eukaryota; Fungi; Glomeromycota; Glomeromycetes; Diversisporales; Gigasporaceae
Source: the annotation of a GenBank genome assembly
AUGUUUCAUAAAAAUUCCGAAAUAGCUAAUUCUGUAACAUUUAAAUCUGAUGAAAAAAGAAUUUCUUCUGAUAAUAAGGAUGUUGAACAUGAGUAUAAUUAUGGAGUAUUCAUUAAAUUAGAAAAUGUAAUAUCUCUUCCAGCUAAAUGGUAUACGGUUAAAGUAUCUGCGGUUGAUGAAUUACUUUCUGAAAUUCAUUCUAAUAUUGAAACAUUAAUAAAAAAAUCAAUCGAAGCAAGUGAUUAUCGAGUUGCAUUUAAACCAGAAAAAGGAGCAGGAGCAGGUACACAAUUAAUGGAUGCUCAAGACUUUAAGAAAUUUCAAAUGGAUUAUAAUAAAUAUACUUUAAAAAAUAUUAGCAUGGUUUUUCUUAUUACUUUUAUCGGUACUUCUUUGAAUCUAACUCGAAAAAAAAUACAACAUGUAUCUGAAGAUAAUUCAAAUGAAGAUUUUACUACAACUUUUAAAAAUAAAAAUCGUAUUCCUAAAACUUCUAAUUUAUCAUCUAAAGAAUCAAUAAUGGCAAAUAGAGCUAAAGAAAAUCACAUUGAGAUAACAUUUAUGAUGCUUUCGAUUUGGGCCUCUGAAAUGCAACCAGUAUAUUCAGGACAACCAUAUGCCGUAUCUCCAUUUUAUAAUUCAUUUCAAAUGUUUCCAUUAUAUAUUUCUUCACAAAUAUAUAGAACACCUUUUCAAACAUCUAUUCAAAUGCCUUCUCAAUCAGCUAUUCAAACAUCUUCUCAAUCAGCUACUAGUAUCACAAUGACUUUACCUACAAUUGGUGAUUUUUUAAAGCAAGUAGACGAAAGUGAAGAUACUGGCAAUUAUUACCAGAAUUUUUUAUUGAAAUUAGAACAACAAAGAAUUUUAGUACGAUUAUUAUCUAAAUUAUCAGAUGAAAACUUUGAAAAAUGUGGAAUAGAUACAAUUGGUGCAAGAGAAACUCUUCGUGAAUAUGCUACAAAUUGA